AUGUCCUUGAGCCCAAAGCACUCCACUCCCUUCUCAGUCACAGACAUCUUGAGCCCGAUGGAGGACAGCUACCGCAGGUUCGGAGGGAUGGAUCACGCGGCGGGGAGCCUCGGAUCCCCGCUGGGCGCCUACCGGCAGCCGCAAGUCUCCCAGCCCGGUAUGCAGCAUCAGCAGCAGCCGCAGCAGCAUCAGCCGCCUCACCUCCACCACCAUCACCACCACCACCACCAUCACCACCUGUCCUCCUCCUCUUCAUCCUCCUCCUCCUCCUCUUCCUCAGCCUCGGCCACCGCAGCAGCCGCCCUGGGACCCGGCGGGCCCUACCAUGUGUCCCACGGGGUGCCGCAGUUCUCCGGGGCCGUCGGCGGGUUCUGCAACGGCGGGAUCGGGAACGUCGGAGACCUGCCGUCCUACCAGGAGACGGUGCGGGGCGGAGGGGCGGCGGCGGCCUGGUACAGCAACCCGGAGCCCCGGUACCCCACAAUUUCCAGAUUCAUGGGUCCCUCCGCCGGCAUGAACAUGCCCGGGAUGGUGGGCAGCCUGGCCGGGAUGGACUCCUCCGCCAAGUCCAUGGUGACGCUCCACGCCGCGCCGCGGAGGAAGCGGCGGGUUCUCUUCUCGCAGGCGCAGGUGUACGAGCUGGAGCGACGCUUCAAGCAGCAGAAGUAUCUGUCCGCCCCGGAGAGGGAGCACCUGGCCGGGCUCAUCCACCUCACCCCGAACCAGGUCAAGAUCUGGUUCCAGAACCACCGGUACAAGCUGAAGCGCCAGGCCAAGGACAAGGCCACGCAGCAGCUGCAGCAGGACGGUAGCGGCGGUGGAGGAGGAGGCGGCGGCCUGUGCGCAACGACUCGCCGGUCUUCUUCCGUGUCACCGGUCCUCUCCAAGAACGGUAAAAGCUGCCGGACCGAUUCCAGCAGCUCCAACCAUAACGGGAACCGACAGAGCAGCUCGGGUGAGGCCAUGACGGCGACCCCGCAGCAGCAGCAGCAGCAGGUGAACCAGCUGUCGUCCACGGAGGAGCUGGAGGAUUUGUCCCCCAGUCCGCCGCUCGGACUCCACGGUCAGAUCAACAUGACGCAGACGGACGCGGCGCUCAUUGAGUACACCAACAGCAUGAUCGGCUCCAAUUUACUGUACGGGAGAACUUGGUAG
This is a messenger RNA of Stegastes partitus (bicolor damselfish), 1155 nucleotides long. It is a transcript of the gene nkx2.4b, whose product is annotated as NK2 homeobox 4b. The transcript has 2 exons. The coding region runs from base 1 to 1155 and encodes 384 amino acids. Gene Ontology annotation, cellular component: nucleus. Gene Ontology annotation, molecular function: RNA polymerase II cis-regulatory region sequence-specific DNA binding; DNA-binding transcription factor activity, RNA polymerase II-specific. Lineage: Eukaryota; Metazoa; Chordata; Actinopteri; Pomacentridae. The record is from RefSeq and is a predicted model, not a curated record. Gene Ontology annotation, biological process: cell differentiation; regulation of transcription by RNA polymerase II.